GUAGUACUCCAGACGAGUGUGAGGAGAUGAAUGAAAAACCCAAAAAGAAGAAAAAGCAAAAGCCCCAGGAGGUUCCUCAGGAGAAUGGAAAGGAAGAUAUAUCUCUUUCUCCAAACCCAAGAAAAAUAAAUCUUUUCAAGGAGUUGUUGAGCAGCGACCUUGAAGAGAUGGCUGGCAGCACCAGUCUUCCCAAGAGGAAGAAGUCUUCACCCAAGGAGGAUACAGUUAAUGACCCUGAAGAGGCAGGCAACAGAAGUGUCUCCAAGAAAAAGAGGAAACCGUCCAAAGAGGAGCCCGUCAGCAGUGGACCCUAAGAGGCUGCUGGCAGCAAGAGCAGCUCCAAGAAGAAGAAAAAGUUCCACAAAGCAGCCCAGGAAGAUUAGAAUGCAAAUGGACAUUCUCUGGGACACAGGGCAUACCAUAGCCCAUGGUGACAUUUCCCACUGUGUCCUGUUCCCCAAUAAAAACAC
This is a messenger RNA of Sapajus apella (tufted capuchin), 470 nucleotides long. RefSeq names its product nucleolar protein 56-like. Bases 27 to 314 code for a protein of 95 amino acids. The record is from RefSeq and is a predicted model, not a curated record. Lineage: Eukaryota; Metazoa; Chordata; Mammalia; Primates; Cebidae. The transcript has a single exon.